AUGCCGAUUGUGAAAACCGUGAGCCGAGCUGCCAGCCAGCUGCUGCAGGGCUCUGGCUGUGGGAUUUCCAUCGUGCCUGUUCGGUGCAUCGGGGUCUCACCCCGCCAGGUGGCCUCUGACGCCAGCUUUCACUCCGUGACUUUCUCCGAGUCUGCUCAUCCUCGGGUCCUAAUUACAGGUGGCCUUGGCCAGCUUGGAGUGGGUCUUGCUAAGCUGCUGAGGAAACGCUUUGGAAAGAACAACGUGAUCUUGUCUGACAUCAGAAAGCCUGCAGAUCAUAUUUUUUAUAGUGGUCCCUUUAUCUACGCGGAUAUCUUGGACUACAAGAAUUUACGUGAGAUCGUGGUGAAUAAUCGCAUAACUUGGCUGUUCCACUACAGUGCUCUGCUCAGUGCUGUUGGAGAAGCAAAUGUCCCUUUGGCCAGAGCUGUGAAUAUUACUGGUUUACAUAACGUUCUGGACAUUGCAGCUGAGCAUAAUCUGAGACUCUUCGUUCCGAGCACUAUUGGAGCCUUUGGACCCACCUCUCCUCGAGAUCCAACUCCUGAUCUCUGCAUUCAGAGACCAAGGACAAUCUAUGGAGUCUCCAAAGUUCAUGCUGAACUCAUGGGAGAAUACUACCACUACCGGUACGGCCUAGACUUCCGGUGCCUGAGGUACCCAGGAAUUAUAUCUGCUGACUCUCAGCCUGGUGGGGGAACAACUGAUUAUGCUGUCCAGAUUUUCCACGAUGCCAUAAAGACUGGCAAAUUUCAAUGCUACCUAAAGCCAGACACUCGUCUCCCUAUGAUGUACAUCGAUGACUGUCUGAAGGCAACUCUGGAGGUCAUGGAGGCCCCUGCAAAGGCACUGACCAUGAGGACAUACAACAUCAGUGCUAUGAGCUUCACUCCUGAAGAGCUGGCACAGGAGGUGCAGAAGCAUGUUCCUGAGCUCCAGGUGACCUACAAAGUGGAUGAAGUCAGACAGGCCAUAGCUGACAGCUGGCCGAUGAACUUCGAUGACAGAAAUGCCCGGAGGGAUUGGGGUUGGAAACAUGAUUAUGAUCUCUCUGAGUUGGUGUCUACGAUGUUUAGCUUCCUUGGGUCUGACUCCAGGAUUGCUCAAGCUAACUGAAAUUGUUUGUAAGAUGUUUCCAGUUUUCCACAGAGGACCAGGAAGAAAUGGCUAAAUUAGUUUAGAAUUUUCUGAGUCUUAGAGCAUGUCAGUUACUAAUUUUCAUGAGUAGCAAUAGAGUUGGGCAGAAACAUACUGUAGCUGGAAUGUGCUUUAGGAAAACAACAUCAUUUGGUACUGUCUCUCAGCA
Molecule: messenger RNA, 1306 nt
Organism: Chaetura pelagica (chimney swift)
Lineage: Eukaryota; Metazoa; Chordata; Aves; Apodiformes; Apodidae
Product: L-threonine 3-dehydrogenase, mitochondrial-like
Exons: 8
Coding region: 1-1116 (371 amino acids)
Biological process (GO): L-threonine catabolic process
Molecular function (GO): L-threonine 3-dehydrogenase activity
Source: RefSeq, a predicted model, not a curated record